AUGGUUGACAUCAUGAACCCAUCUGCGGAGGAGGAAUGGCCUGAAUUGGGUAAGGUUAGUGCAAAGAAUGUGCAAGAAUCAGCUCCGGUCAAACGUCGACAAAAGAGAAAUUGGAAAAAGUUUGAAACUGAUGCCGAACCAACUAAAUUGGAUAACAAGGAAGGCAGUCAGUCAACUGGUAUCAAUGAUCGCACUCAAGUUGGAUCUUGUGCGCCUUGUGACAUUAGCAAUGAUAACAAAUCACCCUUACAUUCGAAUCCACCAGUGUGUGAUCGGAAUCGUUCCUGCCUUUUCAUCGGGCCAAAUUUUGUGGGGUACGAGGUUAGACUUCAUCCGACCUUACCUGGGUUCGAUCCUAAUAUUGUUAAUUAUUACAGAGGUCUCAAUCGUACACGCACUGGUUGUUGCUGUUAUCACUCAAAGUGUAUGUUUUGCUCAUCAGAACGUUUAAAGAGAAUCAAAAUGCAAGUAGAGUAUUAUUUUGGCGACCCGAACUAUGGCAGAGACGCCUACUUGCAGGGUCUCAUAGAGGAAGAUCGCUUCAUCCCGCUUAGUGUAAUAUUGGGCUUUCCUCGAAUGGCUUCACAAGGAGCAACACUUGAUGAUGUUCUUAAAGCUUGUGAUGGGAGUACAAUUGUCGAAUUUGAUAAAACAAAGAAAAGAAUACGCCGAAUCAACCCCAAUUCAUUUCCAUCGCCUCCGCCAGCUCCAACGACUUACUUUCUAGAACUGCCUGAGCCCAUCCCCCCGCAUCCACUGCUACAAUUUCCUGAUCAAUCUAGCCCUGUUUCGACAUUUGAACCGCAACCGUCUCCCUCAAUGCCGACUCAAGAGGUAGAUUUAGCACAACCUCUUGAGGAAUCUUGCUCGCUUAAACAAAAGAAAAAGCAGCAUCAACAACAACAGUCACAAGAAGAACUCUGGCAAACAGUUGACCGCCGUCCGAAGCGAACUACAAAUCGUUCUCUUUGUGAUGGCGAUGCAGAAACUGUAAAGAUUUCACGAUCAGCCCACUCUCGAUCACGCGCAGUUUCAUCCUCCUCUGAUUCUGUGGACAUAGACGAAGAAGAUCUUUUGAAGUAUCUUGUUGUCAUUUUGCCAGAGCGGGCGAUCGAGAGGGAAGAUCCUUCAACCACUGUCCUUACUGCUAAGGUGUCGGAAGAGAAUAUACAGCAAUCAAACACUUCUGCUGUCGUUUUAUCUACCAGUACUUCUGUCUCUGAACCUCGUUCCAAAGUAUUUACUCACAGUCACCACAGCAUUCCUCAGAAAUCACAGAAAUCUGAAAGUGGUGGUGUGUCGCAGCGAAUUUACAGCAAGCACCCUAGUGGGGAUCGACACCCUAAUCCCGAUUAUCAGUCAAGGGCUAAAACUCACGCUGAGCAUUUGCAGGAGAUUAAGCACGGUUUGGAGGUUUAUCAGAGCAGCGUACGACGUCAGCGUCGCUCAUCAUACACUCGUCUGGGAUUUGACUUCGACUACGACUUUGAUGACUAUCCUAGUUCCAGAACCAGCUCAUUCUCCGACCUAGGUAAUUUGGACGAUCAUCAUAUUCUCAACCAGCCCAGCAAGGUUCAACUUUUGUCGGACGAGGAUUUCGCAACUUUAAAAUUUGCUGCUGAAGAUAAGGUACCGCCUUCCGCUGAGACCCACGCUUCACAGAGCGAACAACCGUCAGCUGAGAAGCUCGAAGAAAGUGGAAAGAAGAAUGAGCCUGCGGAAAUGGAGGAAUAUCCCUUCUUUUAUCCUUCAACUAUCAUUGAACCUCCACCAUUUUUCACUCCGCCAAUUAUCUAUUAUCCUGCCAACUUCCAAAUGGCUCAAUGGAAUCCUGCUUUUCAAGUGGGCAACAAGGAUGGUUCUGAUGCUGCCACUACUGAAGAUCAGCAGUCCGAAUCUUUUCACCUCGCAAAAGCUGCCGUCGAUGCUCUUAUCAACGAAGUUUCAAUGGCUGCCUCGAAGGUGGACGAACAAGUGGGACAGACACCAAGGAAGGCAUCGCAUUUAUCAGCUGCUAGGACUCCGCGUCGUGUGGUCGGUUUCUACCCUGUCAAAAUUGGUGCAGGGGGUAGGCGUCGGCGUGAUGAAUUGGAUGUCGGUUUUGCCUUCGACAUUGACAAAUCUAGCGGACGAGGUGGAAAGGGGGUCUGUCGUUCCUCUAGUAGAGGUCAACGCGUGUCUAGCGUCUCCUUCUGUGAGGGUGAUAAAAGUGUCUUAGAUUUUGCAUCCGAUAUAGGCGUUGAGGAGAACAAAGACAAAACUGUUGUGUCUAUGGGCCGUGAUUUUUGCUGCUCUGGGACAACAGUGAUAAUUAGCAGCCAGUCGCGUUAUCUAUCAAGUGGGUCGGAAACGCGCUCGCAUAACACUAGUGGCAAUCAGUCAGAAGAUCAGGAGGCAGCGGUAGAAAGCCCUUUAAAGGUUCGAGGCAGGCGAAGGCAUGCAACCUCAUUCUGUGCCUCUACAUCUCAUUCGGCGAACAAUUUCGCCCCCAAUUUCCGCAACAAUACGGCCGCUCAGUCAGUUUUGAAGGCGGGCGGUUAUACCUCAAAGGAUUACAUGCGCUACCGUGCUGCUUGUUUAGCUGACAGGGAGCGUUGUGGUGCAGGCAAAUCGCAGGAGAUGAACACUCUCUACCGUUUCUGGUCCUUCUUUCUGCGUGACAACUUUUUCAAUAAGAUGUAUCGCGAGUUCAGGCAGCUGGCCAGGGCGGAUGCUGAGGUCGGUUAUCGUUAUGGUAUUGAGUGCCUCUUUCGAUUCUACUCCUACGGUCUGGAACGUCGAUUCCUCCCUGUUCUUUUCAAAGACUUCCAGGAAGAAACACUCAGGGACUACGACGCCGGUCAUUUGUACGGUCUGGAGAAAUUUUGGGCUUUCUUACACUACGGUAAAUAUAAGCCAGAAUUGGAUCCUCGAAUUUCUCAGCUGCUCAACAAGUAUCGACGAAUUGAGGAUUUCCGCAUUAACUUUGAAGCUCCAGACGGUUUCUUCGGAUACCGCAAGCGCCUGCCUUCGACAUCCGCUGAUGUGUCAAUUUCUCAACCCGUGAUUAAGCAUAGUAGAGGUGCCACUGGGUCUGAAUCUGUCAAUCCUGACGACUUCGAGUUUGAAACGGUAGCGAACACUGCGUCAGCGACUCAGCCGGCGAAGUCCCUUGCCUCUAGCUAUUGCCCUACCAAUGUCCAGGAAACUACGAAGGAGGAGGGAACUGAAGAAGUGGAUAAGAAUGAGGCCAAAUCAGUAGACGCAGAGCCAUCGAAUCAAGACGAAGCGGUAAUCAAGGGCGGAGAUAUGGUCCUAGAUAAUAAGGAAUUUCAGAAAAAAGCAUCCUUAAAACAAGUUAAAAAUCCAUCCACGUUUGCAGUGAGUGAAUCUGGUGACACGUUGCAGACAUCAAAGGAGGAAGGAGAUUUGCAAACCGUUUCUUCCAACUCAGCUGCUUCUACCGUCACCGAGUGCUCUGCUGAGCAAGAAAUUCCUAAAAGGGCAACCUCAGCUGAAGGGAAUGUUGAUUUUGAGGGCACUGCAAAAAUCACUGAACUGAUUAGCCACACCACGGGUGUAGCAAACUCGGCAGAGGCGCCAGUUGAACACUCAGCCUCUCACAAGUCAGUCGUGGCAGCAUACAAGAAAGCACGCAAUCGACGCGGCAAACCCAAAUCUGGGUAG
This is a messenger RNA of Hydatigera taeniaeformis, 3666 nucleotides long. The record is from the annotation of a GenBank genome assembly. Lineage: Eukaryota; Metazoa; Platyhelminthes; Cestoda; Cyclophyllidea; Taeniidae.